UGAUCUAGUUGUUCAGUCGACAGUGACAUCGUGAUUGGACGAAAUUGAUGUCAGAAGAAUGGAAACCUGGGAACUACUUCCGAUCAACGAAGAAUCUACACGCGGCUCGGAGAGAUUUGUGGACUAAAGCAAUAUCGCCCAUUGUACGAAAUGUACACCACCACCGAAGCAGUACUCGAGAUCUAUUUGAAAUAUCAAUAACAAGGACACUCGUAGACAUCUUAAAACGUUCGUUGGUAUCUGCGUAACAAGGAAGUAUGAGCGAGUUCUGGACAAGUACAACUUAAAAUCAAUAAAAGUGAGUGUAUACUUAUUUCAGACAGUUUAAAUACCCAGCAUUGCUUUUUAUUGAAAGUUUUAUCUCAGUAUAAACACAACCUGUUGAAGUACUCCAGAUUACUGAUUUCGCAACAGAUUGCAUAAAAACGACGCAAUUCAGCAAAUUUUCAAGAUAUCGAAAUAUCAAAAGUGAUCGUUUAUCAACUGUUUGGAAAUAUUGUCCAUAUGUCGUAUUGGGUGCCCUGGUUAUGAUAUGGUGUACGUGAAAACAAUACCGCACCGUCCUCAGAACGCAGACUAUGUCUAAAGCAGCCACAAAGAGUGGUUACGAUCGGGUACCUCUGGUUUCCGGAACUCACUCGGAUUCUGAUGGAGAAAGUGAACCGAUUUCUUACAUAGAAAUCAACAAGAGAUACCGGAACCGGAACCAGCGGAAGCCACUUCUUGCGGCGGGUGUGGUGGUGAUUAUCGUGCUUCUGACGGUUAUACUUGCAAUGUGUUAUGUAUUACUGACACGUUCAAACACCGCCAGUGCAGCCACCACCACGCCGGCUGUAACAGGGACCAUGUCCAAAACACCGGGGCCAUUGGAAGUGAUGACCACCACCAAACGUGCGGAGGAAAGUAACAGACGACAGACUCCGAACUGGGAAGUGACAUUCAGGAACAUGGGUUCGGAGUGUGCUAUGAGGUUGAUCGACAUUGAUGGAGAUGGAUUACAAGACGUAGUUUUUGGUGCCGCGACCACAGCAGAUCUCGCCGCUAUAUCUAACAUUGAUGUGAGCGGAAGCUUGAGAGCUUUUUGUAAUGCAACAGGAAGAACAUACCCAUGUAUCGGAACUUUUAUUGGGAUGAGAGGAUAUGAUGGGAAAGUUCUGUGGAAAAUCCCAACGCGAUCUGGGACCUUACUGAACAACUGUGAAGACUUUGACCUUAAUUUGGACGGACAUAUCGAUUGUGUGGUAGGAGGACGAAGCGCCACCAUGGAAGCUAUAGACGUUAGGAACGGCAAACACAUCUGGGAAGCGACUUCGCCAUUUUUCACAAAAAUUUGGAAUUUCUACCAGGCUAUGGCCCUUCCUGAUUUCAACGGAGACGGCGUGAAAGAGAUAUUGGUUAUGCACGGCGGUAAUCCCAAUAAGGACGCUACUGAUCAUAACCGGGAGUCGGGCCGCUUGAUCAUGCUGGACGGAAAGACCGGCAAAGGAAUGGGGCUCCGCUGCCUGGAGAUGCCCCACAGCAAGGAGAGUUAUCAGAGUCCUGUAGUCUACACAUACAGGGACGGAUCACAGUACAUCCUGUUUGGGAGUGGCGGGGAAACUGUUCCUGGCGACUUUAUGAUGAUAUCGCUGCCGGAUUUUUACCGUUACGUUAUGGGAUUACCAAAAGACACUGCUGUACCCAAUACAAAAGGGUCUUACAACCAAUGGAGUCGCAUCCCGAGGCAAGCUGACACAGGAAUCAUGGUCAUUUUCACGGGUGUAACUAAAGGUGUGAUGGUGCCGCCUUUGAUGACGGAUAUAGACCAUGACGGUGUUGAUGACAUCGUGAUGUCAGCUUAUGACGGAUCAGUGAUGCUGCUGGACGGCAAAACUAUGAAAACGAAGUGGAAAGUGGAGUUCCCUGGCAUGGAAUCAUACAGCACGCCUGCUCCUGGAUAUUUUGAUGACGAUAACGUCUUAGAUUUCAUGGUUCAUUGGAGCACGGGUGCAUGGCCCACGUACAACGCAUCGGAGAAAGUGAUAAUAAGUGGCAAGGACGGAACCAUUCUUUGGCGGGCUGAUAUGAAAAAUUAUGAGAUGUCAUCUGACCUGACGCUGCAGACGACGGAACCGUACCGGGAUCUCUACCUUUACAAAAUGAAAGGAAGGGGUGCACACGUGUACAAGGACCUGACGGGCGAAAUUCACGGCGUAGGAGUCCAAAGAAAUAUUUCCAUUAUUCCAACAAGGAAAUCCACGAUGUCACCUGAUGAAAACGAUGAGAUGGUAUACAAAGAUUUCAUGAAGUUCCAUUUCCAGUGUAACGCUGGUGUAGACAUCAAAUCUGAAAUAUUUGUCAUGGACAGGACGACAGCAGACACGCCGAUGAAGGUCCUGGAAUCCACACCGAUGGAAUUUAACUACCACCCAUCGACGAGUUGGAAGACAGGCGCAAAGAAUAAAAACCUCACGUACUGUGCCGUCUUGAUACCGGAAGACAGAACCACGUCUGCGGUCGGUGAUGUGGACGGGGACGGAAGUCUUGAUAUUGUAGUCUUAGUUAGCCACACAGGACAAAUAGUUGAUCAACACUACAGCUACGACGCCAUGGUUUACCACUCCACCAUACACAAGAUAAACUUGCAACCCAUCAUACAGAACCCAGAAACCAGAACAUCCAUGAAGAUCCACACGACAUUGCCCCUGGACCGUUACCGUCAGGAAAAAGAUGUCUCCCUUCUACACUUGCUUCCGUUACAGAAACAACAAUGGCUAUCGUACUUUGGCACAAAACAAAAUGGUCAUUUCAAAAAUAAAAGAUAACAUUGCUA
Molecule: messenger RNA, 2812 nt
Organism: Ostrea edulis (European flat oyster)
Lineage: Eukaryota; Metazoa; Mollusca; Bivalvia; Ostreida; Ostreidae
Exons: 15
Coding region: 579-2804 (741 amino acids)
Source: RefSeq, a predicted model, not a curated record